GCGGUAAUUUUUUGCGCAUCACGUAUAUUAUAGGUAAAACACGGCGUGACAGCGCCAGACUGCACAAUUCCUGAAUUGAAACGACUAGGUAGGCUCGCUUCGCUCGCCUAUUAGUGUAUUUGCGAAGGCAGUCUAAAAUUUUGUGUUGAAGUCAAAGACAUCAGCAUGGGCGAAGGAAAUGCAGUAAUUUUUAUUGUUGGGACAAUAAUCGCAGAUGUUGUUGGAGCACUACUAGCUGCCAUAGAUAUUGGCCUGGGUGCCUGGUUCUUGCAAAGGGAUGAUGACAUAUUCGGUUGCUCUAGUGAAAGUGAUGAUAUUGAGCAAGGCAAUUUCAUCAUUGGUGUAUUGUCAAUUCUAGUUGGUGCUCUCUUUUACUACUAUCUGAUCUUACUGGGAAUAGCAGGUCUUUUACUACUAUGUGAUGGCUACUCAGCAGUAAAAAUUUUUGUUGGUAUUUUAGCGGCCGGCAGUACCGUCGUUGGAAUAAUUAAUACCUUUAUUGAUGCAGUUUUUUCUGGUAUUAAUGAGAAUUGUGGAACGACUGAAGCUAAUGCUUUCCUGUUCUUUAAUAUUGUAAUCAGCCUCCUUGGUGGCUAUGUUGCAGUUCAAGUAUUUAUACUUCUUUUUGUGGCUAUUUUUGUUAAAAACUGAUUGUGGUUAGCUACUUAUUGUGUAUGACUGUGGUGAGAUUGUACACAUCAUAAUCAUUUUUUGACACAA
Geodia barretti is the source of this 720-nucleotide messenger RNA. Lineage: Eukaryota; Metazoa; Porifera; Demospongiae; Tetractinellida; Geodiidae. The record is from the annotation of a GenBank genome assembly.